AUGACAACCCUGCGGAGCGUGGUGGAGGAGACCGUGCCAGAGCUGUUCCCGGCACUGGUCAAGCAUGUCUCGCAUCCGUAUGCCCUGGCCAUGGCCCUCGACGACCUGCUCCCGGGCCCGCCGUUGCCGCCGCCCGACGCGCCUCCGCUGGCGGAUGCCGUGCCGACGCUGACGCUGACAGAGGGCACCCGGGCCCUGUUCUACUCGCUGAGCAAGUCGUACCCGGGGCUAUUUGGCCCGUCGUCACAGACCGCCAAUCUUGAGCUCGCACUCAGCUCCAUGCUGCUCUCGUCGUCGGCCGAGGCCCGCUCGACCGCAGCCUCGCCGAGCAGCAACGCCGACGAGGUCGACGCUGCACUUGCCUCGCUGCUGAGCCCGACGCCUGCGGCGCGGCCGGGCUCGGACGGAGCUGGUCCCGAUAAUGCUGACAGCCCAAGUCGCAGCGCCGACGCCGGUGCGGCGCGGCACAUGGAUCCGCUGGUCAACACUCUUGUUGAGCACCUGGCGCAGUUGCCGCUCGAAUCGUAUCUGGUGGCGCAGGACGCGGUCGGCUUCCUGUAUCUGCUGUUCGAAGCGCAAGUGAGUAAGGCGAGCGGAGGGCUUGGGGCUGAUGGCGAGGCGCACACCGAACUCGCUAGCAACAUUGCCGAUCGGGUGGCCGAUGCGAUCCCGUCGAUUUCGGCGUCGUUGUUGGCGGUGCUUAUCCGCAACUACUUGCGUAUUUUUGGACGAACGCUUGGCCUUUCGUCCGUGCCUGCCAUCUACACACUUAUUCCGUCGCAUGGCGAGCUUGCGGAGCUUCGGGCUGCGUUGGCGGCGAUGUCGUCUGCGGGCGAGGAUCUGACGCUUGAGGCUGCCAACGACGCGCUGGAGACGCAGCGGCUUCGUGACCAGCUAGCAUCGCUGUCUGGGACGGAGGCGCCAGCCGCCACGACUGAGGCUACAGAGACGUCUGAGACGUCGAUCCGGCUGAUGCGGACGAAUAAGGAGCUGCGGGCGAAGCUUCGCGAGGCCAAGGCAGACGCCAGCAACGAGCUCGCACAGGUCCAGGCUGAGCUCCGCGACUCGGUGCUGCGGGCAGACAACCUGGCGUACGAUGUGGAGCGGCUGCAGAAGGCGCUCGAUGAGCGUGUGGCCAAGGACGCGUCGCUGGAGAGCUCGCUGACCAAGCUGCAGUCCAAGGUUGCCGACCAUGCGCUCGAGUCGGAACAGUUUGCGCUCGAGCGGGCUGAGCUCGAGUCGCGUGUCCGAUCUCAGGCGAUGGAGCUCGAGGCUCUGCGGGCGCGGGGCAGCGUGGCAACGGGUCGGUCGCUGGAGACGGCAUCGCCGAUGGCAUCGCCGCGAGUGGCGAGCACGGUGGCAGAUCUUGCCGAUGCGCGUGAUGAGAUUACGCGGCUGGAGCGGGUGAUCCGAACGUCGGCGGCGACACACGCCGAGGCGCUGGACGCGUUGCAGCACGAGCUCAACGAGGCCCGGGCUGAGAAUGAGCACCUGUACAAGGAGCAGGCGGCCCACGUGCGCGAGCACGCAAGCCUGCUGCGUGAGCUCGAGUCUGCACGCGACUCGGCCGACGAUGUGCAGGUUGAGCGGCGGCGACUCAACGCCGUCAUUGUCUCGCUCAACUCGGAGCUGAAGCAUACCAAGGCUGCGGCAGAGCAGGCCCUCGAGCUGGAGAAGGAGGCGGCAGCGAACCGGGUGUUCAAGCUGGAGCGUGCCCUCACACGUGCGCAGGCGCUGGCUGACUCUGUCAUCGACGCGUCUGGCGGUGAUGGGCGGGGAGCAAACGGGAGCGCGGCGCUCGCCGACGCCAUGCGCGAGUGGAACGAGGAGCGCAACGACUUGCUCGACCACGUGGCGCAGCUGCAGUCGAAGAUUGCACGGGCGACCGACGAAAAGGCGGAGCUUGUGGCCGAGUUUGAGGAGACGCUGCGCAAGACACGUGAGGUGUACGCGUCCGAGUCCAACCGCAAGACUGCCGACGGCGAGGCGGCGCUGGAGCGCGCGCGUGCGGCAGCAGUCAAGGCGGCGCGCGAGGCCGAUGCAGAAAAGGCCGAGCUGCUGGACCAGAUCGACGAGCUGCAGGCGCGUAACGCGACGCUGGCACAGCGGUGCGACACUUCGCUCGGGCACAACGAGUCUGUGCAGCUGCAGCGGCGCAAGUGGAUGGACGAAAAGGCGCGGUUCCUCCGCGACGCGGAAAAGUGGCAGGUCGAGCGGUCUGCGCUCAUUGCAGCCAAGACCAAGGUGCUGAUGGAGCACAACGAAGAGAUCAAGGUGAUGCGUUGCAUGUGGGAUGAGGAGAAGGCAUCGCAGCAGGCGCUGCUGGAUGCCGCGCACGCCAAGACCAAGCUGUACAAGGGCGAGGUCGAGGAGCUCAACGCCGAGCUGGAGAAGAUCCACGCCAAGCUUGCCGAAGCACAGGCCGAGCUGCGGGCGCAGCGGGCAGAGUUUGAGAGCGCGGUCAGUGUCGAGGCAGCCAAGAUUUCGGCCGAAAAGGAGGCCGGGCUGACGCGGGCGCUGGCAGACGCACAAACCAUGCACCAGCAGGCGAUGAAUGUGAUCGAGGGGUACAAGAAGCAGAUGCGCGAGUCGCAGCUGAUUGAGGAGCAGAUCGAGAGCGAGCUGGCCGAGGCUGCAUCUGCGCGGGCGACCGUGGCCAAGCUGACCGAGGAGAACGCGCGUCUGAAGGAGGAAGUGGUGGCCAAGACGCAGCUCAUCGAGGUCUCGUCGAUCCACUCGCACCUUGCGGUCAUGACCGAGUGUGAGGAGCUGAAGGCGGUCAACGCCAAGCUUGUGGCGCACAACAAGACGCUCGACAAAGGCCUGCGCAACACCAACCUCGCGCAGCAGCGGUUGGCGGCGGCGCUGGCGUCAUCGAACGCCAAGGUCGAGACGUGGAAGCGCAAGGCGCUGAACCUCCGCGACAAGCUCGACCGGAUGGAGCGGCUCGGCGGUUCGCGCCUGGGCAACGAGCGACGAAGCAAUGCUGCGGCAUCGUCAUCGUUCAUGGUUGCCGCUGCUGCGUCGAUGCGUAACGCCGGAUCGACACCGCAGCUGCGGCGUUGAGCCUUCUUGCGUCCUGCUGCCGAUGUGCUGGAUACAGAAUGAAAUGGCCGGGCUG
This is a messenger RNA of Thecamonas trahens ATCC 50062, 3121 nucleotides long. RefSeq lists its product as uncharacterized. The record is from RefSeq and is a predicted model, not a curated record. The transcript has 2 exons. NCBI's taxonomy places the organism in Eukaryota, Apusomonadida, Apusomonadidae. Bases 1 to 3066 code for a protein of 1021 amino acids.